GUAACCGGUAAAUUGGAUAACAGGUCACCUUUGCCCAUACUAUAGUUUGGUCCGGUUGGUACCCCAACAAUCACCUCGAUUUAACUACUUAUCAGUAAGACGAAUUUCAAUGCAAUUAUUCUAUAAUAAUACUAAUAAAUUAUGCGAGUAUAUUACACAAAAAAUCCCACAUAAAACAAGAGUAAAUGGCACCCUUUAAAUAGAUACUUAUACCAAAAUCAUUAACCACUUUUAACAUAAAAUCCUAAACCCUAAAACACCUGAAACUCAUAGACACUAAAUUCAAACAACUUUCAGAUUCUUCAUCAAACUCACUAACAUUAGUCUUCAUCUUAGCCAAAACGGGUCUUCCUGUGUGGAUGCUCGGGUUCGGUGCCGAUCGGUUACGAGCCGAUAUGAACCGUUUACUAGCACUUCUCUUCCACCAGGGAGUGCUUGAUGAGCAAUUCUUGCAGCUACAACAGCUUCAAGAUGAAACUUCUCCAAAUUUCGUAUCAGAAGUUGUUAAUAUUUACUUCCAUGAAUCAGAGAAGCUUUUGAGAAAUCUUAGAACAUUACUGAUGGAUAGAGAAUGCUCGGACUACAAGAAAAUGGGAAUCCAUUUGAAUCAAUUUAUGGGAAGUAGUUCCAGCAUAGGCGCCAAAAGAGUCAGAAAUGUCUGUGUUGCAUUUCGCGCAGCUUCCGAGCAGAAUAAUCGUGCAGGGUGUUUGAGAGGAUUGGAAGUACUGGAGCAUGAGUACUGCUACCUGAAGAAUAAGUUGCACGAGCUGUUUCAGGUAGAGCAACAGAGAGUGUUGGGAGGUGGAGUUAGAUACCCAAUGCACAACUGAACUUAGGGUUCAUUUUUGGGUGCAAUUUGCUAAAAACCAAGCUAUAACAUACCUGCAGGAAAGCUAUGUCACCAGCAAGAAUUGGAGGAAUAAAAAAGCUGCUGUUUGUUGUUGUCUUUAAUGUAGAGUUAUUUUUUUCUUUUUUUACUUUAAAAAUUUGUCUUUUUGUUUGUUAAAUUUUGUCUGGUUUUCAGUUCUAAUGAGAAAAUGGAUGUGUUCUUCUAGCAGUUGAAUCU
This is a messenger RNA of Mercurialis annua (annual mercury), 1066 nucleotides long. Its product is annotated as pseudo histidine-containing phosphotransfer protein 6. The coding region runs from base 360 to 830 and encodes 156 amino acids. Gene Ontology annotation, biological process: phosphorylation; cytokinin-activated signaling pathway; phosphorelay signal transduction system. The record is from RefSeq and is a predicted model, not a curated record. The transcript has 4 exons. Gene Ontology annotation, molecular function: protein histidine kinase binding; histidine phosphotransfer kinase activity. Gene Ontology annotation, cellular component: nucleus; cytoplasm. Lineage: Eukaryota; Viridiplantae; Streptophyta; Magnoliopsida; Malpighiales; Euphorbiaceae.